This is a messenger RNA of Oncorhynchus masou masou (cherry salmon), 5134 nucleotides long. Its product is annotated as F-box only protein 41-like. The record is from RefSeq and is a predicted model, not a curated record. The transcript has 14 exons. The coding region runs from base 885 to 3467 and encodes 860 amino acids. Gene Ontology annotation, molecular function: protein binding. Lineage: Eukaryota; Metazoa; Chordata; Actinopteri; Salmoniformes; Salmonidae.
CGUACAAGGACUCCUCGUCCUCUUGCAUUAGCUGCUGAUUUUUAUAGUGGAUUAGCCUGGGAUGUUACCUACCCGUUUAUACGGGCACUUUUUUUUAUUGACAAGAGAAUCUCAUUGAUUGAUGCAUUUAUUACUGAUUGAUUGGUUGGAAAUAAAGUGUGGAACCCAUUAUAGAUGACAGGUGGUCAUUAUCACUGGUACAUGCAGUUGCAGUAACUAGCCCUACUUGGACAUGAUUUUAAAAAAUGAUUCGUUUGUAGAAAUGUUCUCUGUUACGCAUGCAUUCAUCUGAAGGCCUCGUUCUCCAGGGAACGAUCCAGUGUUUUUCUGUCCUGUGCUCACAGGAAUGAAAGCUCCUUGGGAAUCACACAGGUAGAGGGAUGCCUUUCAUCUUCUAGAUUUCGGCCGGCAGAAAUCUUUAUUGGAGCUCGAACAGCCUUAUCUUCUCGCCUUCGCUCUCCCUGUGCGCCCUCCCGCUCUCGAGCAAGCCUACUGUAUUUCUGCUGCAGAGUGGGGCGUGUGACGUCAACGAAUGCUGGAGCGGCUCCUUGGCUCGAGCGAGAAAUGGGGAGAAAAUUCCGAGGGCCAAAGGUUCAUGGUGAGGCAGACGUAACGGUGACGAAGAACAAAUCUACAACCUAAGAAGAUUCUGAAUCUGCGGGUUUGUGUGUGUCAGACUGUCAGUAUGUGUGAUGGCAUGAAUGGCCUUUGGUCUAAUUCUCGCCUCCUUCAGACAUCCCUCUUCCUUCUCUCCCUCAUCUAACUCUCACCACCACCAUUUUUGUACCAUGAGAGGACCUGCCCAGUACUCCGUGAGUAGUACGCCCGCGGCGUGUCUGCGGCGCUGUGCCGCGUGAGGGGCCCCCCCGUCGGCCUUUCGCGGAAUGGCUUCUUUGGACCUGCCCUACCGCUGUCCUCGUUGCGGGGAGAACAAACGCUUCCGGUCGCUGUCCUCCCUCCGCGCCCACCUGGAGUACAGCCAUACCUACGAGACGCUCUACGUGCUCUCCAAGUCCAACAGCGUGUGUGACGCCGCUGCACUACUCCCCCUGGUGGCCGACGGAGACCUUCUCCUCACUCCUUCUGCCCCCGGCGGCAACCACAGCAACAACAACGACCCCUUCGACGGACUUCAACUCCGGUCUUCCGCCUUCAGGGACUUCAAGGAGCGUCGCUUCCCGUGCCGCGAGCUUCCCUGUCCCGAAGACCUCGGCGGUUUGUCCACAACGUCCAACGCCGCGGCUCUCUACAUCCCCAAUGUAGAGUUCCCCCUGGGGGAGAUCUUUGUGAAGAAAGCCAUGAGUGCAGCCGGUGACCAUCACAGUUCCCACAGCAACCAAAGCACGGCCGUGGCGGUGGCGGCGAAUGUGGCGGCGAGCGCAGUGGAGGCGGCCUAUGAGGAGGGUCUGGCCAGGCUGAAGGCAAGGGCCUUUGAGCGUCUGGAGCUGGACGAGAGGCUGGAGAAACUCUCAGAGGAGGUGGAGCAGAAGAUAGCUGCACGUGUGGGUCGGCUGCAGACAGAGCUGGAGAGGAAGAGCGGCGAGCUGGAGCGGGCCAAGCAUGAGAGCGUGCGGCUGGGCCAGGAGAAACAGGACCUGGAGGACAAGGCAUCGGAGCUCUCCCGCCAGGUGGAUGUUUCGGUGGAGAUGCUGGCCAACCUCAAGCAGGACCUGGUCAGCAAGGAGGAGGAGCUCACCCACAAACAACUGGAGGUAACCCAGAUAGACCAGUUCCUCCAGGAGACGGCGGCGCGGGAGGCCAACGCCAAGGUGCGCCUGCAGCAGUUCAUCGAGGAGCUCCUGGACCGUGCCGACCGUGCCGAGAAACAGCUGCAGAUCAUCAGCAGCUGCGGGACCACGCCCAACGGCAGCAUGGGACGCUGCAGCCUGCCCGGCACCAACAAGGGCUCCAACAAUGGACGCCAGAGGAACUCCAGUAUCUCUGGGACUUCUAGGGGCAUGUACCAGGUCUCUGACCGACGAUCCUCUCCCAGCACCGGAGCGUCGGGCCGGGUCAAGUCCUGCUCCCAGGGCACGGGCGGGGGCUACGACAGUGGCGACAGCGUGGAGAUGCACCCCAUGGAAGAGUGCCCCGAGGGCCAGUACUACCAUGUCCAGUGUCGGCUGGGGGAAGGGGGUGGACAGGGAGGGGGCGGACAGUGCUACGAGAGGGCCGGGGUGUCCCGGAGCUGGGGGCUCCGCAAGCAGGCCAUCCAGAACUGGCAGCGGCGACCCUACCGGAACAGCACGGAGGGGGAGGAGGGCGACGUGUCGGACGUGGGCUCCAGGACUACCGAGUCGGAGGCGGAGAUGUGGGAGAAGCAGGAGAGGAGGGCCACCAUGGCUGAGACGCAGCAGUCUGGAGCACCGAGACAAUCUGGGUACCGCCAAGGCACAGGCCGUUCCGAGGGGGGCUACCGCCACAACAAGCCGUGUCGCCACGACAAGAGCCCGUCCCGGUCCAACAGCGAGGUGAUCAGCCCGGAGAUACUGAAAAUGAGGGCGGCUCUGUUCUGUAUCUUUACCUACCUGGACACCAAGACCCUGUUGAGGGCCGCGGAGGUCUGCAGGGACUGGAGGUUUGUGGCCCGCCACCCUGCCGUGUGGACCCGGGUGCUGCUGGAGAACGCCCGCAUCUCCUCCAAGUUCCUGAGUACACUGUCCCAGUGGUGCACCCAGACCCAUUCGCUCAUCCUCCAGAACCUCAAACCACGACAGAGGGGCAAGAAGGAGAUCAAGGAGGAGUACCUCAAGAGCACACGUGGUUGUCUGGAGGAGGGCCUGGAGUCCUUGCUGAAGGCUACAGGAGGGAACCUGUUGAUCCUCAAGGUGUCUCAUUGUCCCAACCUGCUAACUGACCGCUCUCUGUGGCUCGCCAGCUGCUACUGCCGAGCCCUGCAGGCCGUCACAUACAGGAGUGCCACAGACCCUGUAGGACAGGAGGUGAUCUGGGCUCUAGGAGCAGGCUGUAGAGACAUCAUCUCUCUCCAGGUGGCACCACUACAUCCAUGCCAACAACCGGCUCGCUUCAGCAACCGAUGCCUGCAGACCAUUGGCCGAUGCUGGCCACACCUCAGAGCCCUGGGCGUGGGCGGGGCAGGGUGUGGCGUUCAGGGACUAGCCUCAUUGGCGAGGAACUGCAUGCGUCUGCAGGUGUUGGAGCUGGAUCAUGUGAGUGAGGUCAACCAGGAAGUGGCAGCUGAGGUGUGCAGGGAGGGUCUGAAGGGCCUGGAGAUGCUGGUCCUCACCUCCACCCCGGUCACCCCUAAGGCCCUGCUACACUUCAACAGUGUGUGUCGCAACCUGAAGUCCAUCGUGGUGCAGAUCGGAGUAGAGGACUACUUCGAGGACCCCAACAGCCCUGAGGCUAGGAAGCUGUUUGACGAGAGGGUGAACAAGCUGCAGGGCUUGAAGAAGAGACCAGGCUUCUCCAAAAUUCUGCACGUGAAGGCGGACAUCCUCUGCUAACCUCAUCCACCACCCAGAACCCCCAAAGAAGAAGGGUCGGCCAUUUUGUUUCCAGACACACCAACACGACCGACCUAGUCAUUUGUAACCCCUUGACGCGACGCGAGGACGAAACAGCCUGAAGUACCAGUCAGCCAACACACACAUGUAACUGAAGAGGAAAUUCAGCAACAUGAUUCUUUAUUGUUAAAAAUAAAAACCAAUGUGUUUUUAGCUCUUAGCCUUGACUAAAAGACAGACACCACAGACAGAUAGACACUCCAUAGACCACUACAAUGCCAAUUGGAGAGAUGCAAUGCAGUACAGAACAGAGGAUAGACAAGACAAGAGGCCAGGUCAGGUAGAUAAGUCAGGUCAACACCUUACCCUGGAGCAUACAAACCCAGUGGAAAUUCUCAUAAAGGGACCAAACCCUCCUUUACCAUAGAUGUACUAGAGAGCUCAUCUCCUAUCUUUUCAAUGGCUGCUUUUUUGACCAAAUGGGCAGCACCAUUGAGAGCUAUCUCUAUUUUUAAAGUAGUACAUUUUGUGUGUCCUCUAUCCAACUCUAUGGUGGGAUAAAGUGUAGUAAACACAUCAUCAGGCUGGUAACAAGACCAGGGGCCCCUAAGUCUCCACGAAAACUAACAGGGACCAUGUUUGUGACUUGCUGACCUUCCAAACAGAUUUGAAACAUAAACUCUAUUGGACUUUGUAGAUGCCGUAAUAUCGGCUGGCAUUUUGAUUUCAACUGAGAAAAGAGCUGUAAGCUGGGGGAUGGAUGUCAUGAAGGAGCAGGCUCUUGUUCUCUAUUCACCGAGAGCAUCUGCAGAGAAUGUGUCUGGGAUGCUUUUUUUUUAAUCAAGUUGCUCAACAGCACAUAUUCUGUGGAAAUGCACAUGAGCAGUAAAGCAGAUGUAGGGAUGGAUGGUGUGUGAUUUUUGACCCUGUCCUGAGCCAGAGGAGUAAGUUAAAAUAGACCCUCAACUCCCAACGUGUGUGUGUGUGUAAUGCAUGACAUACCAGCUUCAGACUUGGUCAAACAUAAAACGAGAAGAUAUCUUGUCACCUUUUAGAUUUUUUUUUUUUGAUUCCAAGGUCUUUAUCGGCCAAUCAGCCGCUCCAUGGUGUGGUCGCCAUGGGAACAGUGCAGUUCCCAUCUUCAGCAAGAUCAUCAGCGGCGCACAGUCUCUCCCGCACACACUUGGAUUUUCAGCUGUCAAUUACUUUUGUCUGUGGAACUCUUACAGUAUCUGUAGGCCGGCUGGUCCAUAAGGCAGCUACUGUUUAUUUUGUUUUUAAACAGGCUUGCAAAUGGAUUCCUUUUGCCUUUUAUUUCAGAAAUGAUGACGUUCAUAGCUGUGUGUGUUCUUUCGUAAAGUGUUUUCUCCGAUGUGGCACUAAUCUAUAGGAGCGUUGUAUAAGGCAGUCGUUCACCCUAUUCAAAUAACGAGCCUCUAGCUCUGCAAGCUACAGUGAAUUACAUGAGGUUCAUUCCAAAUGCACCCUAUUCCCUAUGUACAGUAGUGUAAUAUACUUUCAACCAGGGCUCAUAAGGGCUCCACACCUUAGGGGCCUGAUUUGGUGUCACACUUUUGUCCCAGUCCAAGCUAACACACCUGAUUCCAAUAACCAACUAAUUGUGCUCUUCAGUUUAGAAUGCAAUUAGUUUAAAUCCUAGGGAUGGG